AUGGAUGAUAGACAAGCAGCAGCCAAUUCCAUGAUGAAAUCAGCCGCAUCAUUGAAGAUGGAUGAUGAUAUGAUUGAAAUAGAAGAGGAAGCGAACACACCGACCAACGCCUCCCCGAGACUGAAAGCAAUAGCCGAUUCCAUGAUGAAUUCCAUGAUGAAAUUGGUCAACGCAUCUGUUUCCAAGCUCAGAAAUGGAGAUCCGCCCACCAUCUACAAAGUCCCACAAAAAAUACGGCAAGAAAAAGAGGUUGCCUAUGAGCCUCAGAUCGUGUCAAUCGGCCCAUACCAUAACGGCAAGGAGAAGCUACAAGCCAUGGAAGAGCACAAAUGGCUGUACCUACAUUCGUUCCUCUCCCGCAAUACCAAAUAUAAGUUGGAGCACUACCUCAAGGCGAUGUCGGAAUGGGAGGAUGAAGCGAGAAGUUGCUACUACGACAAUGUCGACCUGCAGGUGGGCAACGAGUUUGUGAAAAUGAUGGUGCUCGAUGCUUGCUUCAUUGUCGAGAUCUUUCUCAUGUUCCAUCCGAUCGAGCAAUGGGAGGAGCUCAAGCAAAACGAGGAGGAUCUCGGUCUUCUUUCUGCAAUGGAUCAGGAGUUCUUUUUCCAUUCAAAUGGCUUCGAAGACCCGAUACGUCAUGCGAUUGGGAAGGUGUACUAUCCAAGCAAUAAGGAAAUCAAGAUCAAUGAAUAUUCCUACUAUCAUCUGCUACAUUUGUUCCACUCGCAUUUGUUACCAACCCCAACUAAUAGCAAGGAGGAGCCCAACCUUUCGUGCAAUCCUAAAAUCAAAUCCGUCCUCAACAAGUUGAAGAAUCUAAUCAUCUUCCUCCCAUGUUCAAAUAAGGCCCCGACUGACCUCCAACUUGCGGGAGUCAAGUUCAAGAAGAAUGAGAAAUCGAAUAACAUCUUGAACGUGAAAUUUAGCCACGGGGUGUUGGAAAUCACGCCCUUCCUGAUACAAGACGACAGCGAAACUCUCUUUCGGAACCUCGUAGCAUUCGAACAAUGCUGCCUACAUGUAAAAUUUCACUUUUUCACGACUUUCUUUUUUUUCAUGGAUUUCCUUGUCAAUACGUCCAAGGAUGUGGCGCUGCUCCAUCAGAAUGGGAUCAUAGAUAAUUAUCUGGGAAGCGAUGAUGAUGUGGCCCUUCUAUUCAACCGGCUCUGCAUUGGGGUAUUCCUUAAUUUCAAUGCAAGCUAUCUUUCGGAUGUAAAAGACAAUGUGCAAAAACAUUGCGAGAACAAAUGGAACAUGUGGCAGGCGAGCUUGAAGCGCGAUUAUUUCACCAAUCCAUGGUCUUUCAUUUCUUUGAUCGCGGCUUCCAUCCUCCUCCUGCUCACCAUCACCCAAACGUUCUUCACCGUCUUUCCUCACUACGGACCGCAGUCCUAG
This is a messenger RNA of Magnolia sinica, 1395 nucleotides long. RefSeq names its product UPF0481 protein At3g47200-like. The record is from RefSeq and is a predicted model, not a curated record. The transcript is spliced from 2 exons. Bases 1 to 1395 code for a protein of 464 amino acids. Lineage: Eukaryota; Viridiplantae; Streptophyta; Magnoliopsida; Magnoliales; Magnoliaceae.